This is a messenger RNA of Vigna unguiculata (cowpea), 2280 nucleotides long. NCBI's taxonomy places the organism in Eukaryota, Viridiplantae, Streptophyta, Magnoliopsida, Fabales, Fabaceae. The record is from RefSeq and is a predicted model, not a curated record.
UCUCGUCUAAAGAGGUGUCGUCGCGUGGUCGUGUUCUAUUUAGCGGAGAAGAUCUGUGGCAUGGUCAUGUUCUUCAAUGGAGAAGAUCGUUUAAAGGUCUUAGCAACCGUCCUCCACCACCGUUCUUCACUGUCUCAUGAAACUUCUACAGUAACCGUGUCAUAGCCAUUGCAAUUGGAGUGCGUUCGAUUUUGUCACUGCGUCGCGCCAUUGCUGUCAGUUGAAGCAGAAGGCAUGCAUGCGUUCAUCUUAAAGGAAACCUCCUUGCCACUAAAUUGUUGACGGGAACAAUGUACAACUACAUUUAACGGGAACGCAUGCAUGCGUUCAGUGAAUUGAGACUGUAUUUAAUCGACUGCGUCGUGUUAAUGAUGAACCUCAUAUUGUUCCAUCUAAUGUAAGUACAUUAUUCCCACAAGUUGGAAAACUAGCUGGUUCUUUUGCUUAUUUCACUCUAUCGGCAAAGGAAAAGUUGCAAGCACAUCGUCAUGUGCUAACUAACUGCACGAUAGUUGACCCGUUUCUGCAGGAAUUUAGAGACACUUUACGAAGACAACUAAGAAGCCGUACACGAUCAUCCUCUAUGAUAGACAAGAGGGUUCAUAGGGAAUUUGUAGAAUGGUUUUCACGUCGUAUAAGGAAUGAAUCAAUUGGUAUCCAUUCAAUUGAUUUAAAAUUCUUAGCUAUGGGUCCGAUUGAUUGUGCAAAGCGAUACAGUGCCUACAAUGUGAAUGGGUUCAAAUUUCGUAUAUUGGAGCGUGACCUUUGGCUUAAAACACAAAAUAGUGGAGUGUUUGGUACAUUUGGGACAAGGAGUUAUGCAAGUAGCAUUGAUGAUCAAAUGCGGUUUGGAGCUGAGCCAUAUUACGGUCGAUUGGUGGACAUAAUUGAGAUUAAUUGCCAUGGACAUUUCUCAGUUGUUUUAUUCAAAUGUAUGUGGGCUAAUACAACUUCUUCUAGAGGGAUUAUGACUGAUGACUUUGGAUUUACAUUAGUAAGUUUUUCACGUUUGAUCCACACUGGUGAUAAUGAUGAUGAUGAGCCAUACAUUCACGCAUCAGAAGCUCAAAUGGUGUAUUAUGUAGAGGAUGAGUUGGAUAAAAAUUGGUGCAUACAUGUACAUUUAAAGCCUAGAGACAUGUACAACAUGGGUGAAGAAGAUGUUGACAAUUUUCAUGAAUCUGAACCAUUUGAGCAACAAAACUUAGAAUUACUAUAUCCAGAUGAGGAUGGAAAUAUACAACUAGCAAGUGUGGGAGUCCUUUGUCCAAUAAUGAAACUUCAUAUCGUUUGGAAAAUCAGCUGAGCAACUUGAAGAAAUUUUGGAUUGCAAAUAAGCAACUUCAGUUUCCAGUUCUAGCUUGGAAUGCCUUAGACAGGAUUUCUCCUUCCCUGGCAUAUUGUCAGAUUUCAGCUAGUUCGUCUCUGCAGAUUCAACCUGUUUAUUUUUAGUCUGUGGUGGAGGAUGAGACAUCAAUUUUGCCUGUAUAUUUCCCAAUUCCUGACAAGAAAUGCUGAAUAUAUUUUCCUUUACAUUAUCAUCUCUGAUUUUUCUCCCAACCAACUCAUCUUGAGAAUUAAUCUUGUACUCAAAGCAAGUUGUUUUUGUUUCUAGCUAUAGAGUAUACAACACACUCCUGUUUCCACCCACCAACAACACCAAAGUGUCAAAAAAAUUAUUCUGCAUAAACUGUUUCUGUGGUUGAAUUUAACACCACACGAUCCUCUUAUCAUAGUUGAAUUAUUGAUGAAAUUUUUUUCUAAGAUUAACUAAGCAACAUCUAAUAUUGGUCAAGUCACUUAAAAGCUGUUGUCCUUUAUGUUCUUUCAAAUAUGCUCUAAUAACAACUGUCCUUAAUAAUUUUAUUUUUGAUUUCUUAUCUGGAUUCCUGUAAUUAUAUGGGUUGUUGAUUGUUAAACUUUUAGUGGCUGUUUGUGUUUCUUAUCUGUUCUGUACUUUUCAUCAACGAAUGAAAAUAGUGUAAUUAAAUAAUAUCUCCUUUAGAAUAACUAUGCCUCCUUGUGUAAGUUUGUGUAGGAAUUUUAAACUAAAUGUUUAAGCAGGCCAAAUACUAGUAUGUUCUGAAAUUUCGAAAAUAAUCUAAACAAGCGUGCGGACAAGUUUCUUGUAUGUAUCUUGUUGUUCAUAUGCAUAUCCUUAAUAUGCUGCGAGCCAUGAAUGUGUCUUAAGGAAACUUUAAUUGAAUAACUCGUUAAAAAAAAUGUUUUACAAAUAAUUGUUUAAAUUAUAUUUUUCUAACUUUAACAUUAGGAUCAAUU